Molecule: messenger RNA, 479 nt
Organism: Notothenia coriiceps (black rockcod)
Lineage: Eukaryota; Metazoa; Chordata; Actinopteri; Perciformes; Nototheniidae
Product: tetraspanin-9-like
Exons: 4
Coding region: 90-479 (129 amino acids)
Cellular component (GO): plasma membrane
Source: RefSeq, a predicted model, not a curated record
AACCUGAGAGCACAGCAGCAGGCUGUGGACAUGUUGCUGUAACUCUGCUCUGUGUCUUCUGUCUCUUCUGUCUCUUCUGUCUCUGCAGGAUGUCAGUGUCUCGGAGCUGUUUGUGCUGCGUCAAAUAUCUGAUGUUUGUCUUCAACCUCAUCUUCUGGCUUGGAGGCUGCGGGCUGUUUGGCAUUGGAGUGUGGCUGUCCUUCACCCAGGCAGAGUUCUCCUCCCUCCCCCUCUCCUUCCCCUCCCUCUCUGCUGCCAACCUGCUGCUGGUCGCCGGCGGCAUCACCAUGGUGACGGGCUUCCUGGGAUGUCUGGGGGCCCUGAAGGAGCAGCGUUGCCUGCUGUUCAUGUUCUUUGUGAUCCUCCUGCUCCUGGUCCUGACAGAGGUGACCCUGGCCUUGGUUAUUCACAUCUUCCACGACCAGGUAACAGAAGCCCCUCCAUGCGGCCACAGCGCCCCCUGGGGUCCAGGAGUGUGA